Molecule: messenger RNA, 1159 nt
Organism: Cuscuta campestris
Lineage: Eukaryota; Viridiplantae; Streptophyta; Magnoliopsida; Solanales; Convolvulaceae
Source: the annotation of a GenBank genome assembly
GAAAGAGCUGUCUGGACAUUGAGAGACCAUGCCGGAUAAUUUGUUUCGGUGAGUUUUUCUGGGAUUAAGUUGUGGAGACUCCGAAGCAAAAGUUUUACUCCGGAGGGUAAGGACGCCAAAGGAUCCGACGGGGCUGCCNUCCCUCCAUCUCUGAACGUGAUAAAGUUAUUUGGUAUAGUAUUUCUUACACUAGCAAAUAUUUGACUAAAUGGUGAACUCUUCUUUCAGGUUCGCUUGUGGGACUAUGUCUCUGGUUCUCUUCUAGACACAUGUCUUGUUGGAGCACAGGAGCUGCACUGUCAAAUGGAGGUGAAGAAGAUUUUGUUCCUGCCAUAACUGAUAUAUGUGCCACUCCGGAUGGAUCACUAAUUGCAGUAGCUGUUCAGAGCUUGCCAGGAGUUAUGCUGUUGACCUGUGACCUUUCCAUGACAAGUCUCGCUCUUUUCAAAGUUGUCCCCAUUGUUGGUUCGGAAACCUUCAUCCCAACGAGCUUGGGGACUGCCACGUCAGCAGAUGUGUUAUGGCUGGUCAUGGGCGUGUCGGGUCUGAACGGUUCUUCUGAAUCGACCGAAGGAUCAUUGGUACGCGUGAGGGUUUUAUCCGGUUUCAAGAAGAGUCUUGAGGAAGAAACAUCCCUUCUUGAAGAUAAAGAUGUGCCCGGAGGAGAAGAAAUGCUCCGGAAACUGCAAGGGGAUCUGUGUGUCAAAACGGAGGCCUUCUUGACCGCCGCGGAAGCAGUGAAGGCCGCGAUGAGGAAUCUUUUCAUCAAGAAACAGUACUCUGCCGAUACCCGGGAGUUCAGAAAGAGGGGCCGGAACGACAGAAAAGGAAAGAAGUAAUGGUUUUAAUAAGGUUGUCCGGCGGUCUNUCAAGAAGAGUCUUGAGGAAGAAACAUCCCUUCUUGAAGAUAAAGAUGUGCCCGGAGGAGAAGAAAUGCUCCGGAAACUGCAAGGGGAUCUGUGUGUCAAAACGGAGGCCUUCUUGACCGCCGCGGAAGCAGUGAAGGCCGCGAUGAGGAAUCUUUUCAUCAAGAAACAGUACUCUGCCGAUACCCGGGAGUUCAGAAAGAGGGGCCGGAACGACAGAAAAGGAAAGAAGUAAUGGUUUUAAUAAGGUUGUCCGGCGGUCUGCUUUAUCAUGAAGCCAGACUUUUAAGGUA